AUGGCAGCCAACUUUAUCGGAUAUGCCAUUCAUCAUUCUGCCGCGAAUCCUGCCCUGACUGCGGUCGUUGGUUUGACGCUUUAUCUCUUAGGCCUCGCCGUCUACAGGCUGUACCUUCACCCACUAGCAAGAUAUCCUGGUCCAAAGUUCGCAGCACUUACGGUAUUUUACGAAUUUUACUUCGAUGGUAUCAAGCGAGGACGAUAUACCUUUGAAAUUCAACGGAUGCAUGAAAAGUAUGGUCCCAUUGUGCGUAUCAGCCCUAACGAGCUUCAUGUCAAUGAGCCCUCCUUCAUCGACGAGCUUUACGCUGGUGGUGGCAAGAGACGAGACAAAUACCCAUAUUUCAGUGCUCAGUUCGGGAUUCCGGACAGUGUAUUCGGAACGCCCAGCCAUGACCUUCAUCGGCUCCGGCGCGGUGCCCUCAAUCGCUUCUUUUCUAAGUCAUCGGUCAGCAGACUAGAGCCAGUCAUCCAUAACGCGAUUGAAAAGCUAGUUUCGCAGCUCCAAACACAUUCCGGAAGUGGCAAGCCUGUUGCCAUUAAUAUGGCGUUUAGUUGCGUAACGACAGACAUUGUGACGGAAUAUGCAUUUGCGAAAAGUUACAACUUCUUGGGAUCUCCAACCUUUGAGCCGAAUUUCCACCGCGCUAUUAUUGCUGGGACGGACAUGGGUUCAUGGUUUAAGCAGUUCCCGUGGCUCAUCACGCUGAUGAACAGACUCCCUCAGAACCUUGUCAUGCGGAUCAAUCCGGAAGCAGCGAUUUACGUGCGGUUCCAGGAGGAUAUUAGAGAUCAGAUUCGACUGACCCAGAACGACAUUGCUUCAGGAAGCAUUGGCAGUGGAUCUGAGAGAACUAUUUUCCAUGAGUUAUUGAUGGGUGAUCUCCCAGAGCAAGAGAAGAGAUUGGAGCGUCUAUGGCAGGAGGGGCAGAUCGUGAUCGGUGCGGGAACAGAGACCACAGCUUGGGCACUUUCGGUUAUGCUUUUCUACGUCCUUGAAGACUGUCAGGUCUUGAAAAAACUGAGAAGUGAAUUAGAGGCGGCCAUUCCCAACGUUGAUGAGAGGAUCAGCUGGAACCGGUUGGAACAGCUACAGUAUCUCAGCGCCGUUAUCUGCGAGGGGUUGCGUCUUUCCUAUGGUGUAAGCACACGGCUACAGCGUAUCAAUCCUGUAGGGCCGCUCAUAGUAAAGACCCAAGUCUCUUCUAGCAAGAACGAGGAGAAGAGCAUCAUGGUCGAGCAUGAGAUACCGGCAGGAACACCUGUGGGAAUGACAGCGACUCUUAUUCAUAACCACCCAGAAUUAUUCCCGAAUCCUAAGAAAUUUCAGCCAGAGCGCUGGCUGGAUGAGCAAGGCCGGCGCCAUCAUCAUUUGGACAAGUAUGUUCUGUCAUUUUCUCGCGGCAGCCGACAGUGUAUCGGGAUCAAUCUCGCAUAUGCGGAGCUUUACAUGGUAUUUGGGUUGCUGAUCCGCCGUAUGGGCUCUAGCAUGAGCCUUUUCGGGACGGGCAAGGAGGACGUCGAGAUCCACUAUGAUCGAUUCGUCCCCACCCCGAUAGAUGGAACAAAGGGAGUUCGAGUCGUGAUCUCCCCUACAGAAACUCAGUAG
Molecule: messenger RNA, 1611 nt
Organism: Bipolaris sorokiniana ND90Pr
Lineage: Eukaryota; Fungi; Ascomycota; Dothideomycetes; Pleosporales; Pleosporaceae
Exons: 2
Coding region: 1-1611 (536 amino acids)
Molecular function (GO): monooxygenase activity; oxidoreductase activity, acting on paired donors, with incorporation or reduction of molecular oxygen; heme binding
Source: RefSeq, a predicted model, not a curated record